Molecule: messenger RNA, 3994 nt
Organism: Paramuricea clavata
Lineage: Eukaryota; Metazoa; Cnidaria; Anthozoa; Malacalcyonacea; Plexauridae
Source: the annotation of a GenBank genome assembly
AAAGUAUUGAAUAUCCUUGUGGAGUUGUAAAAUUUCAGUAAUCCAGUGUGUAAAAUGUUGUAAAAUGAAAUAUGGGUGUUACUUGGUAAGCAUGAAUGCAGUUGUAGAUAUUUAAUGCCACCUUAUGUAAAAGUUUUACUUAUAAAGCUAGGUUAUGCUGCUAUGCAUAAAAAUCAAUGAUUGGAAAGCCAAUUAAUCAAUAAAAUCAUUACUAUUGAAUGACCUAAUAAAAUCGUCUGGCGUACAGAGUAAAAUAAUAAAGUAGGGCGCAAUGUGACUCAAUGGGUUAACUAGAUACAUGGGCAGAUAGGCUAGUUAACCCAUUAAGCGCCAGUGCUCUCCCCUUGAUGAGUAAAAUCAUCUGGCGUUAGACCAUUAGAAAGUUUGUAUCGCACGGUGGAGAUAUUGGCCGUGCAAUUUUGAUGCUUUCUAUAUUUACUGUUACAUUUUCAAAAUCUCCAGCGCGCAAUUUCCAAACUUUCCAGUCAAGGCGUUAGAUAGAGUAAAUAAGUAGGGCGCAAUGCAACUCAAUGGAUUAAUUAGCUUUCCGAUUAUUGAUUUUUAUCAAUUAGAAUUUACCAAUUGUGAUUGGCAUGUAGUAAAACACUGACUACCGGAACAGCGCCGGAACACCGCCGGAACACCACCUAACCCUAACCCCAACCCUAACCCCCAAUCCUAACCCUGACCCCAACCCUAACCCCCAAUCCUAACCCUAACCCCAAACCCUAACCUUAAACAAAAUGGCGGUGUUCCGGUGUUCCGGUGGUGUUCCGGUGUUCCGGUAGUCAGUGUUUUACUACAUGCCAUUGUGAUUGGUGUUUUAGCACUAGCUAUUUGAGCAUUAUUUUUCAACUAUUUUUGGUGUUGAUAGUCAUUAACUCCAGGUUUAGAUGAGUUUUACAGUUGAUCUGUAACUGGCUAGAAUUCUUAAUUUAGAGCACAUUUUCACAUUUGAAUGUAGAGCUAGCCUCUUAAAAUAUGGAGUGUUGCUUCAUAGCUCCCUAACAUCCGCUGCCAUGGAACCUCCUCCCCUCUUUAUGACCUUCCUGAAAAAUCAAACACCCUCUUCACAACCUUCCUAAGAAUAUGUGUUUUAAUUUAGUGUAUAUCCGUGGCCAUUGGCAAGUGGCAAGAAUGGUCAACAAGUGGUUGAUAUUUUACAGAAAAAUGUUGAGUUGGCUGGUGCACACUGGUCAAAUGGCUGGUGUGUAGACUGUGAGACAUACCAGUCUGUUACAAGUUUGGGUAGGUAUUUAUUUUGUUUUUAUGCUGAAGGGCAGCUGGCCUUCAUCUCACAAUUGGUUGGUUUUGGUAAGUCCUACUGACAGUACAUCAAAAGUUGAUCAACUUCCGAAAAGUUGACACUUUUAUGACAUAUCUUGUUCUGCUUUGUGUGUUGCCGCCAAAUAUAACAUGACUUCUACUGACAUACAUAUAUAAUGAAAAGAAUUAAUUGUCAAUCUGAUAAUUGCAAAUCAAUCACUAUAUGCAGCACAAGAGCUGUUUUUAGUCCAUCGUAGAGUGAUUUUGGGAGUGCUGAUGUCCUAGAAAAAAACUAAAUAACUUUUAAAAAUGCUUCUUACUGAAAUUUUCUUGCAGAUGUAAUUUUGAUUAUUGAGCCACCUUAAGAAAAUCUGUUUUAUAAAAUUUGAUUUUUAGAAAACUGCAAGGGGCCACCUUAAUAUUCAUAUUAAAAUUAGAUUGAUUAAAAGCCACAUGCCAUAAAGCAGAGAGCCACCUUGAUAUUUGUAACAAACCGAUUGGAUACCUGUUACAAUUAUUAAGUUGCAGCAAUUUUGUUACUUGAAUUAGUUUACUUUAAAUUUAAAUUGAGUGUAAUUUCUUACCUUAAGUAAUUUCUGUCAAUGUUUAGGAAGCCCUCCAAAGAUUCUUCAUAUCGUCCACAACACAGAAUUUCCACUUUCAACAUUUGCAUGUUUGGAAAACGGUUCAUGCCUGAUUGCAGACCGAGGAUUUGAUAGCGUGAUGUCCAAGAUCAAAGGAUGUUAUGAGCCACGCAAAGGAGCUAAAAUUGAGGUUAGUCCAGUAUAUAGCUCAAUGGCUAGAGUGGCAAUCUAGAAACCUUAAAGAUGUAAGUUCGUAUCACUUUGUAUCCUCUCUUGAAACAAUGAUUUUUUCAUUGUGCUCUGCAGUAUGUGUCCGACUAUUUUUCAUGUAUCUGAGGGUGGUUCUGAAAUAGUUCAUGACUUAACAGUUGAUAUCUGUCUGGCCGCUUUUGUACACCAAAGAAUGAUCAAACGACUACUUUUUUUCUUUGCCCAUCGUGACAGAUCAUCCAUACAGAUCGUGCCAUGAAUUUUCAAAUCUGAAUUUUUUCUUUAUUCAAAGGCAAAAGGUCAGCGAUAUGAACUAGGUGAUUUUGUCAUCAAAAUUGGUCAAGUUACGGUUGGAGUCAGUUUCAAAGGAAUUCUUAUUGAGGUAUUUUCAUUUGUACAUUCAAGAAAAACGUAAGUACAUUCUGAACUGCUGUGACACCUGUGUUCAAAUUUACACACUUCCUAAGGCUAAAUUCUUCAUAUCUUUUGUUGUGCUUCCUAUUGACAGCUAUGUUUGGCUUAAACUCCCUUUCUCUCGCAUCCAGUAAAAUCUAUCAACGCGUACCUGCCUCAGGGGCCGGUUGUUCAAACUAAGCUGGAUUAUGGGUUAAAAUUUAAUCUGCUGUUUUAGUUUAUGUAUUUCUGCUCGUCUGUUUAUUUCAAAACUUCAGGGAAGAAAACUCCUACUGAUCAAGAAAUGAUUUCUGGAGAAAUAUUUUCAAAUUUAUAAACAAGCUGUUGGAAAGUUCGCUUUGAAUUUUAGGUUAAUCUAGGGUUAAGUUUAUUGGCUUUCGAACAACCGGCCCAAGAGGAUUAUGGCAUGAGAAAUAUUUUGUUUGUUUUCCGUAAAAUACGGCAUUUUUGUAACCUUGGCUUGUAGGUUGAGUAUCUUCCGUGUCUCGUAGCAUCGCAGUGUUGGAGUUUACUGCAGGAAUUUUUAGAAGGAAUAACAGGAAUUGCGGUGACAGUGCCUUCAUUACCGAGUAAGAAGAGCGACAGUAAGUUCAAACCUUCGGAUACUAUUAUGCAAUAUCUUGAACAGUUUAACAAGUGGAAAAAGGCAAGUACCACCUAAUUGUGAUCUAUUAUACCUUGCGACGCAGAAAGCCUUAUGGAGAAGGAGUUUAAUGCACAGUGCUAUGCAAGAAUCACUGUGUCACUUGUACAUAUGCUCAGUUUUUAAUCUCGUGUAGAUGAAAAACAAAGCUGACAUCAAUAUCGCAAUAUUUGUGGUGAAACGGCUCUUAUAAAAACCGGCGACAAAAUCGGUUUUUUAAAAGAUAUUCAAAACAACACAAGAAAACAUUUUUUUCAGUUUAUCGAUUAAUCGCGUCACCAUACUAUUGUUACAAGGAAGACUGGUGUGCGGCUGAAACGCUUUUGCGGUCUACAAUAAAUGCGGCAGUGUUUUUAAAAGUUCGGAAAGGAAUCUUCAAAGGGGAAAUGAAAGAUUUUCCGCAGAAGUAUAGACCUUAUUUGCGCAAGUAUGGCGACCGUGGGGAAAGGAAAGCUGCUUGCAUUGGAUUGAUGGAAAAGGCAACUACAACGUAGAUUUAAUGGUUUUUCGGAGAGAAAUCUGCAAAUACUGAUAUUGCGCAAGGCGAUGGGGAAUAAAAGAGUGUACGUAGAAUUAUAAACCUUCGAUACGCAAGUAGCACAUAACUGGAUUAUACGAAUAAUUACUGAUAGAAGCUAGGCAAAGAUAGCGGAUAUUAAACAUUCAAAAUAACGGCUGCAACAGCGCGGGUGACUGAGAUAUCAAUCCAUUAUCCAGCUUCACUCUCAAACUUCCAUAAAUGUGAACAAAAAUAGAAAAGCACUAACUUUUUAAUUAAUCUUCCAAACCAUGUUUUUUAAUUUCUAUUAAAUAUGAUUAAGAGAUCACCUAAUCCAUACUAAGAUAACUCGUACUCCAGUUCUAAGCAACAAUUUUG